Messenger RNA from Symbiodinium sp. CCMP2592, 1845 nucleotides. The record is from the annotation of a GenBank genome assembly. NCBI's taxonomy places the organism in Eukaryota, Dinophyceae, Suessiales, Symbiodiniaceae.
AUGUUGCGGGAAGCUGUAGCUGCUGGGCGCACGUGGCAUGCAGACAGGCUUGCGCUGCUUUGCUCCGUGGCUUUGACCGCUGCCUGGUGCCAGGAUUCGAUCAUCGAACUGGUGAGGCGGCUCCUGGUCUCAGAUGCCCGCGUAAAACGCGCGGAGGCUCUCCGCUCAGGGCGGCGGCUGAAGGUCGCCAUUCUGGGUGCCGGCAUGGGCGGCAGUGCCUUAGCAUUGUGGCUGCGCGACUUGCUCGGGGACCAGGUCGACAUUGCCUUGUUUACAAACGGUUCCAUUGGCGGCCGAUGCCAGGCCUUGGAGCUGGAUGGUCAGCGCUACGAGGCCGGCGCCUCCAUCAUCUCAGAGGUGAAUGUCCUUUUCAAGGCCUUGAUGGGGCGAUUUGCGUUGAAGAAACGCGAGCUGUCCAAGUGCAACAUGCCCCUGGCAGUGUUCAACGGCACUCGCUUCCUCUUCAGCACAGCCAGUACAGCCGCGACCAACGGAUGGAAGUUCGCUACGAAGCUCUUGAACCUUUGGAAGCUGAGUUCGCGCUUCGGGUUUCUCUCCCUAAUGCGGCUGAACCGGCUUGCCAAGCGCUCGUGUGCACCGAACUUCACUCGCCUGUACCGAGCCUUGCGUGAUGGUGCUGCCUAUGCCCACCCACGUGAGCUUCUUAGCGCACUAGGACACAGCAGCCUUCACCUCACGCAGAGACACGCAGACAAAUGGCUCGUGCGCGAGAUGAGCAUUCCCGGGCCGAUCGUUCAGGAGCUUGCCGAACCUGGCAUGCGUGCCAACUAUGGAGGUCAGGGCUGCAAUGCGCUUCACGCCUUCGUGGGGUUGGUGAGCAUCAUCGGUGGGAUCAGCAGCAAGUGCUUUGCUGUGCUCGGUGGCAAUUACCAGGUAGCAGAGCGGUCGCUGGAGGCUGCAGAGCCACGCGUGCUGCGUGCUUCUGCAAGGCUUAUCCGGAAGGACCGGCACGUGGACACCUCUGCACUGUACGAACCGGCCUUUGAAGUUGGUUACUACGCCUUGCCAGAGCCGGGAAGCAAUGCCGGCCCCUCUGGCUGGCCUUUGGCCUCGACACGGGGGGCCAAAGAGCCUGAAACGGAGGGCCUCCGCGUGGAGGCCUUCCACAUCGUUGUUGUGGCCCACCCGCUAGAGCACUCCAACCUUUGCUUCGAGGGUUGCUGCGAAACCAUGCAGGCAAGGCCGACGCCGCAGUUUAGGCGCUGCGCUGCGCACUUUCUCCGUGGCACGCUCAACCUGCGCUACUUCGCGGAGGCCACCUUUCGCCAAGCCACUCCGACGGAGCUGAGAGCGGCAGCUGGAGCUUACGAGGCUGACCCUCAGGCCUCUAUGCCGCUGUUUGCUCCAGCGCAGAUACUGACGACCGCCGAUGCUACAACCCCCUUCUACUCGAUAGGCUUGCAGCUGCCCGUGGACACAGCCUCACCGGCCCAGGCGGCCGAGAUCGUUGCCAGCGCCGAAAAGGGAGAGCCGCAGGUGUACAAAGUCUUUGCCCCUCAGCCGCUUCCUGAAGAAGAGCUGGACAAAUGGUUUAAUCGCUGCCGAUCCUCUCCGCUUCAUGUGGUGGACUGGUACGCCUAUCCGCAAUACACAAUCCCACAGGGCUUUCGGCCGUUCGUGCUCGACCAGGAUGGGGUCUUCUACAUCAAUGCCAUCGAGCAGGCGGCUCCCUGUUCUUACGGGUUGCAUUGGCGCUUGCUCGAAUCAUCCAGCUGCCGGGUGCAAAAGCACAGCUACGAUCGACUCCGGUAUGCCCAAAACUGGGAGUCGAAAUCGCUCAGAUCCUGUGAACGCAAAGACCACGGCUUUCAGGUAGAGAGGUAG